AUGGAUGACCUUGAGUCGCUUGAACUCUUGUCCCUCGUCUCGAGAGUGACAACUGAACUCCAAAAUCACUUAGGAGUCAACGAGAAGACCCUCGCAGAGUUUGUGAUUGACCAGCAUCUAAAAUGCAAGUCUCUCGACGAAUUCAAGAGCUCCCUGAAGGCUGUUGGAGCAGACUUUCCUCAGAGUUUGGUGGAAAGUGUGGAUCGCCUAGUGCUAACAAUGCAUCCUAAGUAUAAGUCAAAGCGAGCCAAACCAGACGAACAGGAAAAUCAACAUAAUGGACGAGAUGAGGGAGCGGACGACAUUGAGAAGAAAGCAAGAGUUUUCAAGGGGCUUGCAGUCCCAGACAAUAAAGCACCCAACUGGACUGAAGAGGAGCUUGAGCCAGAGGAUGACACGAAUACAGGGGCUAUGGAUGACACGUUUGCAAUGCUGGAAGGGCUGGCCGGAAAGGCAAAGGCGGAAAAAAAUGGAUAUUCAAGCAGUCGAAAACGAAGCAGAAGCCCCGAAAUUGACGAUUACGAUAGUGGCCGGCCUCGUCGUGGGAGAUACAAGUCCAGGUCCAGGUCCAGGUCCCGAUCCCGAUCGCCUAGCAGAGAUCGGCAUGGAAGCAAAUACUCCCACAGAAGUCGCAAAUAUCCUGAUGAGCACAAGGAACGAGGGCGCUCCGGGCGCGCUUAUAAUGAUGAUGAUGAAUUCAGGAGACCACCUACACUAGAGGUGGACGACCGGCCGAUUCUAUUCAAAAUCUAUGAUGGGAAGGUGACCGGUAUCAAAGAUUUCGGUGUUUUUGUGAACCUGCAGGGGGUUAGGGGCCGGGUUGAUGGCCUGGUUCAUGUGUCUGCGAUGCAAGAGGGUGCAAGGGUAAAUCACCCAUCCGACCUUGUAUCUCGUGGACAGCAAGUCAAGGUCAAGGUUGUUUCUAUACAGGAUUCAAGAAUUGGCCUGUCGAUGAAAGAAGUUGAUCAAGUUUCUGGCCAUGAUUUGGCUCCCCAGAGACGAAUUGCAUCAGGAGCAAAUAUGGAAAGGCUAGACGGAACCGGCGCAGAUGAUCGAUAUGGAAAUCUGGGGUCUAGCGUCCCCGUUAUAGAACGUGAUUCGGGCGCUAAAAGAAGCAAGAAGAGGCUAAAUUCUCCAGAGAGAUGGGAAAUUAAACAACUUAUUGCGUCUGGUGCUGUGUCUGCUGCAGACUACCCAGAUUUGGAUGAGGAGUAUCACGCUACGUUAAGGGGAGAGGGGGAUUUUGAAGAGGAGGAGGAUAUUGAUAUUGAGGUACGCGAGGAGGAGCCUCCGUUUUUGGCCGGCCAAACCAAACAGUCAUUGGAACUUUCUCCGAUUCGUGUUGUUCGAGCACCGGAUGGCUCACUUAACCGUGCUGCUAUGGCUGGAGCAAAUCUUGCGAAAGAAAGGAGAGAGAUCAGACAACAAGAAGCCCAAGACAAGGCAGCGGAAAAGGCAGCUCAAGUUGAUCUCAAUGCGCAAUGGCAAGAUCCAAUGGUAGCCCCGGAGCAGAGAAAAUUCGCAUCCGAGUUGCGCACCGCCACCACUGAAAAGUCAUCAGAACCAGUUCCGGAGUGGAAACGAGCAGCGCAGAAUAAAGAUGUGUCAUACGGAAAAAGGACAAACCUUUCAAUGAAAGAACAACGUGAAAGUCUUCCGGUGUUCAAAUUCCGCAAGCAACUGCUAGAAGCUGUACGGGAAAAUCAACUACUUAUUGUCGUGGGUGACACUGGGUCCGGAAAAACAACGCAAGUCACCCAAUACCUAGCAGAAGGAGGAUUUGCAAACAAUGGCAUGAUUGGAUGCACGCAGCCUCGACGAGUGGCCGCAGUGUCUGUUGCCAAGCGGGUCUCUGAAGAAAUUGGCUGCCAGCUGGGCCAGGAAGUUGGCUAUACCAUUCGUUUUGAAGAUUGCUCUAGCCCUAAUACCAAGAUCAAGUAUAUGACCGAUGGUAUCCUUCAAAGAGAGAUUCUUUUAGACCCAGAUUUAAAGAAAUACUCUGCUAUAAUGCUCGACGAAGCCCAUGAGAGAACUAUUGCCACCGAUAUACUUUUUGGAUUGCUUAAGAAAACCAUUAAGAGAAGGCCUGACCUUAAGCUUAUUGUAACAUCAGCCACUCUUGAUGCAGACAAAUUCUCGGAAUACUUUAACGGCUGCCCUAUCUUUUCCAUACCAGGAAGGACAUAUCCCGUGGAGAUCAUGUACUCGAAGGAGCCCGAAUCAGAUUAUUUAGAUGCAGCCUUGGUUACCGUGAUGCAAAUUCACCUCACGGAACCGCCAGGAGAUAUCCUUUUAUUUUUAACUGGUAAAGAAGAGAUCGACACUAGCGCAGAGAUCUUAUAUGAAAGAAUGAAAGCGCUGGGCCCAAAUGUACCCGAGCUUGUUAUUCUUCCUGUUUAUUCCGCUCUUCCAAGCGAAAUGCAGAGCAAGAUUUUCGAGCCAGCUCCUCCGGGAGGGAGAAAGGUCGUUAUUGCAACAAACAUUGCUGAAACGUCGAUUACAAUUGAUCAAAUAUACUAUGUCAUCGACCCUGGAUUCGUUAAACAGAAUGCUUAUGAUCCAAAGCUGGGUAUGGACUCGUUGGUGAUCACACCAAUUUCACAAGCUCAAGCUAAGCAACGAGCUGGUCGUGCCGGAAGAACAGGACCUGGAAAAUGCUUUCGGCUAUACACAGAAGCUGCAUAUCAAUCUGAGAUGCUACCGACAUCAAUUCCGGACAUCCAGCGUCAAAAUCUUACCCAGACAAUUCUUAUGCUCAAGGCAAUGGGCAUUAAUGAUCUCUUACAUUUCGACUUCAUGGACCCUCCCCCAACCAACACCAUGCUUACAGCUCUUGAGGAAUUAUAUGCCCUUUCUGCCCUUGACGAUGAAGGACUUUUGACUCGUCUCGGUCGCAAGAUGGCUGAUUUCCCCAUGGAUCCCGGACUCGCUAAGGUUCUGAUUGCAUCCGUGGAUAUGGGUUGCUCUGACGAAGUCUUGACCAUUGUUGCUAUGCUUUCCGUAGCUCAAGGAAUCUUUUAUAGACCUAAGGAAAAACAACAGCAGGCUGACCAAAAGAAAGCUAAGUUCCAUGACCCCCAUGGCGACCACCUUACCUUGCUCAACGUGUAUAAUGCAUGGAAACAGUCACGGUUCAGCACUCCUUGGUGUUUUGAAAAUUUUAUUCAAGCGCGGCAAAUCCGUCGAGCCCAGGAUGUACGCCAACAACUAGUUACCAUUAUGGAUCGAUAUCGCCAUAAGAUCGUAUCUUGUGGUAGGGAUACCACGAGAGUUCGCCAGGCUUUCUGUUCAGGCUUUUUCAGGAACGCUGCCAGAAAAGAUCCACAGGAAGGGUAUAAGACUUUAAUUGAAGGCACUCCUGUGUACAUGCACCCUAGCUCAGCACUCUUUGGGAAAGCCGCUGAGCAUGUCAUUUUUGAUACUCUUGUCCUUACAACAAAAGAGUACAUGCAGUGUGCUACUACAAUAGAGCCAAAGUGGCUCGUUGAGGCAGCACCAACAUUCUAUAAACAAGCAAGUACCAAUAAACUAUCAAAAAGGAAAAGAGCUGAGCGCAUUCAGCCACUACAUAACAAAUUUGCUGGCGAAGACGAUUGGCGACUAUCAGCUCAAAGACGACAGGGUCGUGGCGGUGGUGGUGGAACAUGGGGAUGA
Messenger RNA from Nannizzia gypsea CBS 118893, 3654 nucleotides. RefSeq names its product pre-mRNA-splicing factor ATP-dependent RNA helicase prp22. Gene Ontology annotation, cellular component: catalytic step 2 spliceosome; intracellular anatomical structure. Lineage: Eukaryota; Fungi; Ascomycota; Eurotiomycetes; Onygenales; Arthrodermataceae. The record is from RefSeq and is a predicted model, not a curated record. The transcript is spliced from 2 exons. Gene Ontology annotation, biological process: spliceosomal complex disassembly. Gene Ontology annotation, molecular function: RNA binding; ATP binding. Bases 1 to 3654 code for a protein of 1217 amino acids.